AUGCCCUUGGAUCUAGAUUUAGAUAUCGCACCUGUCCCCCGCUCCCGGGAGGAGAAUCAAGAGAGAGCCUUCAUCGCCGCAUCCCGGCGAAAGGAUCGCAGCCUGGAUGCCCGUCUAGAGUCGGCCAACCGGGCCUCUCUGCUCCAUAAGAAGCGCACAGGCAAAGCGUUCCAUAUCACCAAAGAAAUCGUGGAGAAAGAAGCCAUGUACGAAGAGAUCGAUGAGCGAUAUCAAGAGAAACGAAUCAGGAUGCUACAAGCACAGAAUAUGCAGAUUGAGGAACAAUUCCACCGCCAUCUGCUGGAAGCAUUCACCAAAAGAGCCAGCCUGUCGAACAGGUCGUCGUCAAUCGCCAGCCGGCGAGCGAGCAACAUGACCCCGCUUCCCUCAGCCAGCGCCUCCCGCAAGAUGAGCCUGGAUCUAUCGAACCUCAGCUCUGCAUCCUUCUCCCAGGGACCAGGAUCAAUGGGUAGCCCGACGCACACGCAAGACGGUUACGUCCUCUCGCCAGCCGUUUCAUACGACCCCCACAGCCAACCCUACAUGAACUGCAUGAAUGGCUCAGAGAGUCCGUACGCCAAUAUGGUCCCUGCAUCCGCGGCAACCCCCUCCCAGAUCCCUGCCUACGUCCAAUCCCCGGGCUGGAAUCAAUUCCCCGACUGGACAAUGGCGCAGCAGAUCCCAACCCCUGGGCAAACCCCAACCGACGCCCAGUCCGUGCAAAUGUGGCAGCAGUCACUCAUGCAGCAGGCCCCGGAACCCGUCCAAAUGCGGCAGUUCAGAGACCGGCUCGCUUCUGCCCCAGAGUUACCUCUGCAGCACCAGGCUCCACCUCCCAUCCCUGCCGGCCCCACCCACGGUCACAGUCGCGGCCAGUCCCAGCCCUCCUCUUCCUUCCACAACCUGCACCUGCUCACCCAGAGCACCCAUCUCCACGCACCCACCGUCUCCCCUAAGGUCGAGGCUUUCUCGGCAGAGUCCCAUUCCACCCCGGACUUCUGUCCCACGCCGCAUACGCCGGUGUCGCCCACCAACCCGACCCAGAAGGCUGAGGCGGAUUUUGUCUCGGGACAGAUGGACCCCGAUUUUACAGACUUUAGCCAAUUUGCGUUCGACCUGGGGAGCUCCGGUCUGCCGUCUGAGCGGGACCAGCCAUUCGGAUUCGACGAGUAUAUUGCCGUGGAUGAAUUUACCAGCGUUUCCUGCUGA
Messenger RNA from Penicillium olsonii, 1209 nucleotides. NCBI's taxonomy places the organism in Eukaryota, Fungi, Ascomycota, Eurotiomycetes, Eurotiales, Aspergillaceae. The record is from the annotation of a GenBank genome assembly.